Messenger RNA from Hemiscyllium ocellatum (epaulette shark), 5282 nucleotides. RefSeq names its product innate immunity activator protein-like. Gene Ontology annotation, biological process: adherens junction maintenance; positive regulation of protein ubiquitination. The record is from RefSeq and is a predicted model, not a curated record. The transcript has 10 exons. Lineage: Eukaryota; Metazoa; Chordata; Chondrichthyes; Orectolobiformes; Hemiscylliidae. The coding region runs from base 184 to 1983 and encodes 599 amino acids.
CGGCUCUUCAAAAAAAGUUUUUGUUACAUCUUCUAAAUUUCUCCUGAAGGAAAGUUUAAUUAUGACAAUUUAGACGUGCGUUAAAGACACAUCUGACUUAAUCAGGUGAAUACUUACAGCCUUCUUGGGAGUUAAUUAUUUCUGGACCAAAGGAAGACUAGAAAAUAUAAUCUUUCACCGACGAUGGAAAACAAAGAUGAAGCCAGUGAUUCUGAUAGUGGAGUAAUUCUGCAGUCAGGAUCUGACAGCCCUCAGUCACCAACGAAAGAUAAAUAUCAGUCUCUCAUUUCACGUAAGCAAAUGCUGGAAGAAACACUUGAACUUUAUUUGGAUGAACUGAAGAAGCUAUGUUUACGUGAAUCUGAGUUGACAGGAUAUUUGCCAAAAGAGUACCCAUUAGCAGAAGGGGAAAAGCCACCCACAGUCCGCCGCCGUAUAGGAACAGCCUUUGAGUUGGAUGAGAAGACAAUUACAGCUAAAGGAGAGGACUCCGAACUUGCCUCUCUGGAGAGGGACUUUGCCUUGCAGUUACAGUUUGUGGAGGCAGCCAAGCGACUAUCACAAGAAACAAAUCUAAGCAGACAUAUAAGAAAACAAAGGAAACAUGACUGUAUAAAGGAACAAAAGAAACUAAAUGUUAUCAAAAAAGCUAUAAAUGAGCGUCAAGAAAUGGCUGGUAGACAAACACUGCAGCCAUGUACUACAACCGAAGAAUUGAUUGCUUCUGAUGACAGUUCUCUAGAAGAUGAGAUGGGACAUCAUUGUAGCCAAAAUUCGUCAAGAGAAUUAUUGACAUCUGAGCAUGGGAUGCAAAGGAAUCAAUCUCCGCUGCCCCCUCUGCAGCCCAACAGGCCAACCCCACCUCAGACUCUGGAAGGGAUUAAUCCUGUCUUGUAUCAAUGGAGUGAUUAUGACAAAUCACCAGUCACAGACACAGCAUGGAUGGAGUCUAAUCUGGAUGAACCAUAUGAGAGAGUGAAAAGAAGCUCCUCUUUGAGUAGCAAGUCAAGCAGUCCAGUAGUGACUCCAUUGGAUUCUGGAUCAGGUGAUAUCAUGUCUUUACAACAUUUUGAAAUGAGGAACAAUCUAUUUCCAAAUCAAAAUUCAAUAAGUGCACCAUCAACCCCUGAACUACGAGGGCGCCUCCACCAUCAAACAGCAAGAUACUUAGAUGUGAACCGUUUCCCAGCACCUCCUGAUCAAAGAGGGCGCAGCAUGGUUCCCCAAAGAAGAUCAUCAAAUUAUGCAGUUAUUAUACCUGAUUUUCAUGCUACUGGGAUGAAAAACAGUGAUCAUUUACAUUUAAUGCCAUAUCCUUUGAGUGGGUAUGCCAGCUCAGAGUCCAAUAGCUCUGGAACGUCAACUCCAACAUAUAUUCCAACACCUCAUGAAUAUAAUGCAGCAGCAGCAAGGCAUUGGCAAGUCUACAACUCACCUGUAAACCUGGAAAUACCUAUGUUACACGGUAGUGGAUAUUAUCAUUGUAAUCCAAGCCAGUCAUUCUCCCACUAUCGAGCAGUUGAACGCACAGAAGGAAACGCAAUGAAUCAAAUGUGGGAAAAGGAUCCAAAUCGACAAUAUUCCACUGUGCAAUACUUAAAUACUCCACUUUACAGAGAGUGCCAAUACAUUGAUGAGAAAAAUUCACCGACCGUGCAGCGAAUUACUCCAUCACAUUGCAGGAUCGUACGGACUCCUUCACUAAAGGAAUACCCCAACAGGGGCUUGCUAAGAGAGGUUGUGUCAGAGGAGCUACAGUCAUGGCAUGAGCGCACUAGGCAGAGGAAUGGGCGUCCUCGCUCGCUGGACAGACAAGGCGCCUUUCGAGGUCCACAUGCACAGAGCAGAGGUCGAGAGCACUAUAUGUAUCGGCCAGCACACCCUAUUCAGAUUCAACAGAGGCACAUACCACGCUGGAUGAAAGAAUAUCCACAAAACCAAUGGUACAUGUCAGAAGAAUCGGAAGUUGCAAGCCAGUUUUAAAGACUAACUACUGCGAGUUGAAAUUCCUGAUCAUCUAAAUGAGCCAAUUUGUCGAUAACAGUUACAGGAACAGUCAUUACCUUGGUGAAGAAAUACCGUUUAGCAAAUCCAUCCAAACUUGCAAUAAGACUUACACUUUGGCUUUCUGGAAUAAUGCAAAGAUCACAACCAAGAUUUACUCAAAAUGUUAAUAUCAUUUUUGUUUGAAUGAACUCGAUUGCCCAUCCACUGGACUGUCAAUAUUUAUCCUUCUGUAUUCAUGGUGCUAACUAUAUUGUACAGAGCUCUGAUAUAUUCAGCAUGUGGCACCGAAUGUACACCUGCACAUGUUUUGUAAUUCAGACUCAGUACUUAUUGAUGCUUCUUAACAAUUAUUCUUAUUUAUAUUUCCUGUUUUUAAAACUUUAUUUACGAAGUUAUAAAGGCUAAUCAAUGACACAGUAUUUUCAUAAAGCAACUAUUCAUAAUAAGGAUAAAGAGCCAAAUAUAUUAAAAGCAGUGAUGCAUUUCACAGAGUGUGAAACACAGAUUUAAUAGUGGUAAACUGAUUAACAAAAUAUAGUGUAUCUACAAUGCUAAACAUUUCUAUUUCAGUAUAAAUUGAUGUACCAGUCCUGAAAUAGUAUUCAGGAACCUGAGUCUGCUGCAUUGCAUUAAGAUAUCACCAAAAAAGAAGUUUUUUCACCAAUCUUGACAAAAUCUGUUCUUGAAGUUAAGAGACAGAUUGACUGUUCCACUAUUUUGACAGUAAUUAAUGUAAAAGUGAACUGAAAUAGAACAGUCAAGUCCAUAGAGGGAUAGUCAAGAAAAUGGGAAUCAUCAAGUUGAUGAUGCAACUGUUAGGAGAGUGGUCAAAUGUUUUGUUAAAGUAAUAAGUUAUGAACAGAAUUUAACUUAGAGAAAUGAAAAAGGUAGGUUUAAGAAUGUAUAUUCCAUCAGAAGUCCUCACUUCAAGAAAGAAGCUAUAAGAAGAGAAAAUCAUAAGUAUAGCAAAGUUUAUCUCAGCUAAAAUUCUGUUUUAAGUAAAGAUUCUCGUCCUGUGCUCCCAGCAGAUAAUAUGGUGUAGACAGUUGAAAGCACAGCUCCCCAUGGUAAAUAAAUGAGUGGUGAGUGGGAAUGGAAUUGAACAGAGACAGGAGUCUGAGAAUUUUUUUGUGGGGAAAGAGGAGGUUUCAAAGAUAGGGAAGAAUGACAUCAUGGAAGGAUUUAAACAAGAUGACAAUUUAUAAAUUUAUGACCAGAAAAAUAAUAAUUUGACAGUUACCAUAAUUUCACAAAGCUUACUACAACUACAUAUGGACGGGCCUAGAUGCCAAUUGAAAAUUGGUCCAAACCAAACUUUGGUGGUGGCAGUAAGUGGCACUAAGUGAUUUGCUGCCUCAGAGAGGGAGCACAGAUGGCUGCAUUUGUGCUAUAACAAAUCUGCAAUUCCUUUCCCUAUCUUGCCUUUUUUUUCAUUCUCUCAUGGAAUACGGACUUUGCUAGCUACGCCACAAUUAUUACCCAUUCCUACUGCCCUUGAGAAUACAGUAGUAAGCUGCUUUUUGAACUGCUACAGUCCAUGUAAUGUAAAUAGAUCCAUAAUGCUGUUACGGAGGUGGUUCUAGGAUUUUGACCCAGCAAUACUGGAGGAAUAGCGAUAUCAGUUUGGACAUCAAGUUGAUCAGUGGCUUAAAGGUGAAUUUGCAGGUGGUGAUGUUCCCAUAUAUCUGCUGCCCUUACUCUUUUAGCUGGAUGUGAUCAUGGGUUUGGAAAGUGCUGUUUAAGGAUCCCUGAUGAAUUUCUGCAGUGCAUCCUUUGGAGAAAAACACUGCUGUUACUGAGGUGAUCAAGGGAGUGGAUGUUUGAGGAUAUGGUGCCAAUCAAGCAGGCAGGCUGUGUUGCCCUGAAUGCUAUGUAGCUUCUUUAAUAUUGUUGGAACUGCACUCAUCCAGGCAUGUGUGGAGCAUUCCAUCUCUCUUGACUUGUGCAUUGUAGUUGGUAGGCAGGCUUUCAGAGUUAGAAGAUGAGGUACUCACUGAAGUAUUCCUGGUCUCUGUACCCCUCUUGUAGCAACAGUAAAUGGCUAGUCCAAUUCAGUUUCUAGUCAAUGGUAACCUCCAGGAUGUUGAUUUCCAUUACUGAUGACAGUCAACAAAUGACAUUAUGUCAUUUCGGGUGACAUUUGUCUUUUGUAGAGAAUGGAUGUAAAGUUCAUUCAGUUGGGAAAUGGAGCCCAAGUAGCAGCAGCUGAAAUCAUUUUUGUAUGUCUGCUUGGACACAGGACUACAGUCUCCACUUAACACGGAAUUCUAUCUGAGAUAAUCUUCACUAUGCUUUUGAUUUUCUCAUCUCAUAUCUUCUUUCUCAAAGAGAGGACUCCUGAUGGAAUAUGGCUUCACAGGCCACUGCAGUCCCCUUCAACCACAUCAAAAUGUCUGAUAAACAGUUUUUAUUGGAAAUAUUUACCAUUGCUGAUUAUCCUAUCCCAUCUUCAAAUAAAGACUACUUUCAAGUGGAUCCCACUGGUGGUCAAGAACAUUGAUGGUUUUCAUCCAAUUUGAGGAUGUGAAGACCAAUUGUGUUAUCUCAGUUAAGACCAACUAAAUUUGCACUGAAUCUAAUGCUUUCAUAUAACCUAGUAUGCUAUUAUGGAAUCCUUUCCAUUAAAAACUUAAAAUUAGCGAUUGGCUGACAAACAUCACCUUAUUUUCACAACGGCUUAAAGAAAGAAAAUCAGUACAGAUAUCAAUCGUUCUCCAUGUGUGUCAAAUUUUAUACAUUGAUGCAAGUUUCCCAUGUUCAGUUUUAGAGUUAUAGGGUAAAUAUUUAUAUUUUGGUGGUUCUUACAGGCAGGGAAAAGAAAUUGUUCAAGUCCAAGCAGUGCUUUACUGCCAGAGUAAAAUGGUCUCCAUUGUGAAAACAAUUAAAACAUCACCAUUUUGUGAAAGAUAAAGAGACAACUUAAACCGACACUUUAAGUUGUGGGCUGUGUUAACAGCGAUCGAGCUCACUGUCUUGAAAUAAGUGGUAAGGAAAAAUAUUUUGCCACCAUUUUGAACUUCAAAUAAGCCUACUGAAAUUUUUCUAUGGGUUGUAUUUCAGAUUUUUAAGCUUUCCCUGAAACGGUCACAUGCUGCUGAGAUGCAGGCUCCAAUACAAAAAAGUAUUUGACAUCAGUGUAUAAAUGACAUUUUUAAUUAUCUUUUACAAAUUAAUUUUAGUAAUUUACUGCAGAUGCAACAUCAACAAUUUCAAAUUUAUCCUAAAUGUUAGCAAAAUAAGAGUUGUAUUGUUUUUGUACAAAAAUAUUUUAAAAU